Molecule: messenger RNA, 216 nt
Organism: Spodoptera exigua (beet armyworm)
Lineage: Eukaryota; Metazoa; Arthropoda; Insecta; Lepidoptera; Noctuidae
Source: the annotation of a GenBank genome assembly
AUGUACCUACAUCGUUUUGUAGGUAAUUGGUCGGCAAACGAGCAGACGGAUUACCUGCAGACAGCACUGGAGCAUCUUCGCAACGAGCAGAGAAUGCACAUCUUACGGAUGGGGUCCCCUAGGGCGGAUUUCCAGCCGGGUAGCGUGUGCAAGCGCAGUACCGGGGCUUGGCUCGGCCUGACCGGAAAAUGGAUGAAGGUGGAUUUUAGUCAGUAG